UCUUUCUUUUGUGUGCGUCGUGGGAAAAACUGUACCUUUUUAUACAUCUUCUUUUGUUCUUUCUUUCUUCUUUCUUUCUUCUUUAAAAUGUUAUCUCAAAGACUUGUUCAUCAAACACGUUAUGCACUGACUCGUCAACCAGCUGCAUUUCAUUCUGUGCUUAAAUCUCAUUAUCAUUCUCUUCAUGAAGACAAUGCUUCUGUCAUUCCUAACCGAGUAGAAACUGCCAGUGCUUCAUUCAAAGAGAACGCAGAGAGAAUGCAAAGAUUAGUGGAUGAUUUGAACCUCAAGACAGAAAAGAUCAAGUUGGGAGGUGGAGAAGCUGCUCGUCAAAGACAUUUGUCUCGAAAGAAAAUGUUACCCAGAGACAGAAUCAAUCGUUUGUUGGAUCCAAAUUCUCCUUUUCUUGAAUUGUCUACUUUAGCAGGCUAUGAACUCUAUGAUGAAGAAGUACCUGCUGGCUCUAUCAUCACUGGUAUUGGACGCGUGAAUGGGGUUGAAUGUAUGGUGGUAGCCAACGAUCCAACUGUCAAGGGUGGAUCCUAUUAUCCCAUUACAGUCAAGAAACAUCUUCGUGCUCAAGAAAUUGCAAAAGAGAAUCAUUUGCCUUGUAUUUACCUUGUUGAUUCUGGAGGAGCCAAUCUUCCUCGACAAGCCGACGUCUUUCCUGAUCGUGAACAUUUUGGCCGUAUCUUUUAUAACCAAGCCAAUAUGUCUUCAAUGGGCAUUCCUCAAAUCGCUGCUGUCAUGGGUUCAUGUACAGCAGGUGGUGCGUAUGUACCUGCCAUGGCAGAUGAGAGUAUCAUUGUCAAGAAACAAGGUACCAUCUUCUUGGCUGGACCUCCUCUUGUGAAAGCAGCCGUUGGUGAAGUCAUCAGUCCCGAGGAUUUGGGUGGUGCUGAUCUCCACUGCCGCACGUCUGGUGUCACAGACCACUAUGCCCUUGACGACGAACACGCGCUUGUCUUGGCCCGUCGUAUUGUAGGCACACUCAACCGCACCAAGAAACCCCAACUUGAUCUCUGUGUCCCUCAAGAACCCUUAUACUCACCUGAUGAGCUUGGUGGCAUUGUCGGCGACAACCUCAAAAAGCCCUUUGACAGCAAGAACGUCAUUGCUCGUAUUGUCGAUGGCAGUCGAUUUGCUGAGUUUAAGGAAAACUACGGUACCACACUCGUCACUGGGUUUGCUCACAUUCAUGGUAUGCCUGUCGGUAUCGUCGCUAAUAACGGUAUCUUGUUUUCUGAGUCUGCCUUGAAGGGUGCUCAUUUCAUCCAGUUGUGUUCUCAGCGUGGUAUUCCUCUUGUGUUCUUGCAGAACAUUACUGGUUUCAUGGUAGGUUCUUCUGCUGAAGCAGGCGGGAUUGCCAAGAAUGGUGCCAAGUUGGUAAAUGCUGUCUCGUGUGCUCGUGUGCCCAAGUUCACUGUGAUUACCGGUGGUAGUUUUGGUGCUGGUAAUUAUGGUAUGUGUGGUCGUGCUUAUUCUCCUCGGUUCUUGUGGAUGUGGCCUAAUGCUCGUAUCUCUGUCAUGGGUGGUGAACAAAGUGCUAAUGUAUUAGCACAAAUCACGCGAGAAAGUAAAGAAAAGAAGGGCCAAACAUGGUCUGAAGAAGAACAAGAAAAGUUUAUGGCACCUAUUCGUGAAAAGUAUGAAGCUGAAGGUCAUCCUUAUUUCUCAAGUGCCAGAUUAUGGGAUGAUGGUGUCAUUAAUCCUCGAGAUACUCGUACUGUGCUUGGUUUAGCACUCAGUGCUUCAUUGAAUGCACCUAUUGAGAAGACGAACUUUGGUGUCUUUAGAAUGUAAAGAAUUAGAAUGUCUAAAUGAACAAAAAUAAAACAUACUGUUUCCCAAAAACAAAA
Gilbertella persicaria is the source of this 1859-nucleotide messenger RNA. Its product is annotated as methylcrotonoyl-CoA carboxylase beta chain. NCBI's taxonomy places the organism in Eukaryota, Fungi, Mucoromycota, Mucoromycetes, Mucorales, Choanephoraceae. Gene Ontology annotation, cellular component: mitochondrion; methylcrotonoyl-CoA carboxylase complex. Gene Ontology annotation, molecular function: methylcrotonoyl-CoA carboxylase activity. Gene Ontology annotation, biological process: L-leucine catabolic process. The record is from RefSeq and is a predicted model, not a curated record. The transcript has 9 exons. Bases 88 to 1803 code for a protein of 571 amino acids.